This is a messenger RNA of Eutrema salsugineum, 3564 nucleotides long. Its product is annotated as villin-2. The transcript is spliced from 25 exons. Gene Ontology annotation, biological process: actin filament severing; cytoskeleton organization. The record is from RefSeq and is a predicted model, not a curated record. NCBI's taxonomy places the organism in Eukaryota, Viridiplantae, Streptophyta, Magnoliopsida, Brassicales, Brassicaceae. Gene Ontology annotation, molecular function: actin filament binding. Bases 242 to 3181 code for a protein of 979 amino acids.
UCUUCUUCUUCUUCUUCUUCUUCGCCCGGUCGUCGGCAAAAAUUCAUCUCUCUACUGUAAAUCUAAGAUAAAAACGUUACCAAAAAGCAUUUAAAAAAAAGGUAGAGAGAGAAACCUCUUCCUCAUCUUUCUUCAUCUAGCAGUGCCACACACAGAUCUUUUGGCAGGUUCAUUGGCGUGUGUAGUUUUAUAACUCACACACACACAAAAGCAAAAAGAAAGGAUUUGAGCGUUAUACUAAAUGUCUGGGUCAACAAAAGUAUUGGAUCCUGCAUUUCAAGGAGCUGGGCAGAAACCAGGAACUGAAAUCUGGAGAAUCGAGAAUUUUGAAGCAGUUCCAGUGCCAAAGUCUGACCAUGGAAAGUUCUAUAUGGGAGACACAUACAUUGUCUUGCAGACAACACAGAACAAAGGAGGUGCUUAUCUGUUUGAUAUACAUUUCUGGAUUGGUAAAGAUACAAGCCAGGAUGAAGCUGGAACAGCAGCUGUUAAAACAGUUGAACUAGAUGCAGUUCUUGGAGGGCGUGCUGUUCAACACCGGGAGAUUCAGGGUCAUGAAUCUGACAAAUUCUUGUCUUACUUCAAGCCAUGUAUUAUACCAUUAGAGGGUGGUGUUGCGUCUGGUUUCAAAACACCUGAAGAAGAAGUGUUUGAGACCCGGUUAUAUACCUGCAAAGGAAAACGUGCUAUCCGUUUGAAGCAGGUUCCUUUUGCCCGCUCAUCGCUGAAUCAUGACGAUGUAUUUAUCUUGGACACCAAGGAAAAAAUCUAUCAGUUCAACGGUGCAAAUUCAAACAUUCAGGAGAGAGCUAAAGCUUUGGAAGUCGUUCAGUAUUUGAAGGACAAGUAUCACGAAGGAACUUGUGAUGUUGCUAUAGUUGAUGAUGGAAAAUUAGAUACAGAAUCAGAUUCUGGUGAGUUUUGGGUCCUCUUUGGUGGUUUUGCUCCAAUCGGAAGGAAAGUCGCUAAUGAUGAUGAAACUAUCCCGGAGUCAACUCCACCUAAGCUUUAUUGCAUCACUGAUGGUCAGAUGGAACCUAUAGACGGUGAUCUAUCCAAAUCUAUGCUGGAAAACACUAAAUGCUACCUCUUGGACUGUGGUUCUGAGGUAUUUAUUUGGGUUGGCCGAGUAACUCAAGUGGAUGAGAGGAAAGCUGCUAGUCAAUCUGCUGAGGAAUUUCUUGCUAGUGAAAAUAGGCCAAAGGCAACACGCGUUACACGUGUUAUCCAAGGUUAUGAGUCCCAUUCUUUCAAGUCCAACUUUGACUCUUGGCCAUCAGGCUCGGCUACUCCUGGUAACGAAGAAGGACGGGGAAAAGUUGCUGCUCUACUGAAGCAACAAGGUGUUGGGCUCAAGGGUAUUUCGAAAAGUGCACCAGUGAAUGAAGAUAUUCCACCUCUGCUUGAAGGCGGUGGAAAGUUGGAUGUUUGGUAUGUUGAUGGUAAAGCCAAGACUCCGUUAGCUAAAGAAGAUAUUGGCAAGCUCUAUUCUGGGGACUGCUAUUUGGUCCUUUAUACCUAUCAUUCUGGUGAUAGGAAAGAAGACUAUUUCUUGUGCUGCUGGCUUGGAAAGAAUAGCAUUCAGGAGGACCAAGACACAGCAGUUAGACUGGCGACUACAAUGUCAAACUCGUUAAAGGGAAGACCUGUUCAGGGCCGUAUAUACGAGGGUAAAGAGCCUCCACAAUUUGUUGCUCUUUUCCAACCUAUGGUGGUCCUAAAGGGUGGUUUGAGCUCUGGUUACAAAAACAGUGUGGAAGAGAAAGGUUCAACAGAUGAAACCUACACACCAGAAUCAAUUGCACUAAUUCAAGUAUCUGGGACUGGAGUCCACAAUAAUAAGGCACUGCAAGUUGAAUCGGUGGCAACAUCUUUGAACUCGUACGAGUGCUUCCUUCUGCAAUCUGGUACUUCCAUGUUCCUUUGGCAUGGAAAUCAAAGUGGGCAUGAACUGCUAGAACUGGCCGCUAAAGUUGCUGAAUUCUUGAAGCCUGGGAUUACUCUCAAGCAUGCCAAAGAAGGAACAGAGAGCUCAACCUUUUGGUUUGCACUUGGAGGAAAGCAGAACUUCAUCAGCAAGAAGGCAUCCUCUGAGAUUGUCAGGGAUCCUCACUUAUUCUCAUUUUCUUUCAACAGAGGAAAGUUUCAGAUUGAAGAGAUCCACAACUUUGCUCAAGAUGACCUAUUGACUGAGGAUAUAUAUUUACUUGACACUCAUGCUGAAGUAUUUGUCUGGGUUGGUCAAUGUGUGGACCCUAAAGAGAAGCAAACUGUAUUUGAGAUUGGCCAAAAAUAUGUAGAUCGUGCUGGAUCCUUGGAAGGCUUGUCUCCUAAAGUCCCACUAUAUAAAAUCACCGAAGGGAACGAACCGUGCUUCUUCACCACUUACUUUUCUUGGGAUCACACUAAAGCUAUUGCGCAAGGAAACUCAUUCCAGAAAAAAGCAGCCUUGUUAUUUGGAACUCAUCAUGUUGUGGAGGAUAAGUCUAGCGGUGGAAACCAAGGACCAAGGCAAAGAGCUGAAGCACUAGCUGCCUUAAAUUCUGCCUUUAACUCUUCUACUAGCAGGACUGCCUAUUCGAGCCAGGACAGAUCAAAUGCAAGUCAAGAGGGACCAAGACAAAGAGCUGAAGCUUUAGCCGCCUUGACAUCUGCGUUCAGCUCUUCUUCAUCAUCAACUAAGUCGCCUCCACCACCAAGGCCAGUGGGGACGAGUCAGGCUUCACAGAGAGCAGCAGCAGUGGCUGCUCUCUCUCAAGUUCUUGUUGCUGAGAAUAAGAAAUCACCUGAUACCUCUCCUACAAGAAGAUCCACUAGCUCCAACCCAGCAGAUGACACCCAUCUAACUGAAGCCAAAGAUGAAGCAGAUGCUUCAGAAGAAGCUAGUCAUGAAACCAAGGAAGAAGAGGAAGUUUCAACUCCAGUAGAGGAGCCAGAAGCAAAGGAGGAGGAAACCGAAGAGCAAGAUGAUUCUGAAAGGGAAACAAGUGGAGCAACAUUCACCUAUGAACAGCUGAGAGCCAAAUCUGAGAACCCUGUGGCUGGAAUCGAUUUCAAACGCAGAGAGGCUUAUCUAUCUGAGGAAGAGUUCCAAAGUGUGUUUGGGAUGGAGAAAGAAGCAUUCAACAACUUACCACGUUGGAAGCAAGAUCUGCUUAAGAAGAAAUACGACUUGUUCUAGAACUCCUACACCAAUGGAUAAACAUCUCAAACAUCCUUUAUCACUAAUCCGAUCUUACUAUCUUCAGUGAUCGUGUGUUUAUUGGUUUUAUGUGGUCGGUUAAUUUGUUGUGGUUUGAAGAGUGUUCUUUUUUUUUUUCUUUUUCUUUCUCUAUUUCAAUUUUAUUUACUUUCUCAUGUACUUUUCUCUCAUGGGUUGGUUUGGGGUUGAUUUUUAAUAUUUUCUUACUGUUUUAUCCGAGACAGAUUUGUGAUUUUGGGUAAGAAAUUCUUUGAUUUGGAUAUUUCAUUGUUGUGAUUAUUUAGUAACAUGUAUAUUCUUACAAUCAGAUAACUCAUUUGUAGAAGAAGCUUUAUGCAUGUUUAUGAGUUGUUUAGUUUUGA